UCUUUCUCUCUCUCUCUCAGUUCAUGCAAAGCUGUAAGUUAGUCGUACAUCAUUCAUUCUGGCCAUAGUGAUGGAGUCUGCAAGUCAUGAGAAAGUAGGGUUAUUAACUAGUUGGUGGCUGAAGCUCAAAGCCAUGUCUACCAUGAUUACUUGCAAAGUCUCCGAGCUUGCAAAGAUGACAAAAAAGCUUGGGCAAGACGACCCCAGAAGAAUCGUUCAUUCUUUUAAAGUUGGAUUUGCACUCACCUUGGUCUCAUUAUUCUACUACUAUCAGCCACUUUACAACAACUUUGGUGUCUCUGCAAUGUGGGCUGUCAUGACUGUCGUCGUUGUCUUUGAGUUCUCAGUAGGAGCUACUCUUGGAAAGGGAUUAAAUAGAACUAUGGCAACACUAGUAGCUGGUGCUCUUGGUAUUGGGGCUCAUCACCUAGCUAGCCUAUCUGGACAAAUAGGCAAGCCCAUAGUAAUUGGCGUCUUCGUCUUCCUACAAGCUGCGACAUCAACAUUUAUACGAUUUUUUCCCAAAAUCAAGGCACGAUAUGACUACGGGUUGUUGAUCUUUAUAUUGACAUUCUCUUUGAUAUCUGUGUCCGGUUUUCGAGAUGAUGAAAUAUUGGAGUUGGCCCACAAGAGGCUGUCAACCAUCUUUAUUGGUGGCUCUGCCUGUGUGAUCAUAUCCAUUCUGGUUUGCCCUGUAUGGGCUGGUGAAGAUCUUCAUAACCUCAUUGCUAACAACAUUGAAAAGCUAGGAAACUUCUUAGAAGGAUUUGGAGACCAGUACUUCAAAACAUUAGAGGAUGUAGAGUCUAAAGAUGACAAGGCAUUUCUCCAAGGAUACAAAACUGUUCUCAAUUCUAAAGCUAGUGAGGAUUCCUUGGCAAAUUUUGCAAGAUGGGAACCUGGUCACGGUCGUUUCCUUUUUCGUCAUCCAUGGAAGCAAUACCUUCAAGUUGGAACUUCAACUCGACAAUGUGCCUACCGGAUUGAAGCACUUCAUAGCCGGCUCACUUCUGACAACCAAGUAUCGCCAGAAAUUCUAAUUAAAAUUCAAGAAUCAUGCACAGAAUUAAGCUUGGAAACUGGCAAGGCACUGAAGGAACUAGCAUUAGGCUUCGAGGAAAUGACCAAAUCACCCUCUGUUGAUACCCACAUUGCCAAGGCAAAAGCUGCAGCCAAGUCCCUCAGAGCCUUACUUAAAUCUGGGCUGUGGGAAGAUGCAGCGCUUUUAGAAGUGAUGCCAGCAGCAACAGUUGGCUCACUUCUGCUUGAUGUUUUCAACUGCUCUGAGAAAAUCAUUGAGUCUGUCAAUGAACUGGCACAACUUGCAAAUUUUGAGACUGUUGAAGCCACUGUGUCACCAGAGAAAUUAGACACCAAGAAACAAAAUAAUCCCAACCGGGAUUGCCCCCAUGUUGUUGUUACAAUUAUAGAGUUGCCCCAAGUUAUACCAGAAACUGGGAAAAAAAAUGGUAGUCAUCAACAAAUGGAAGUGUAAAUAUUUUAUGUUGCUAGUUAUUAACAUAUGGCAAUGACAUAAUACCCAAGCUGCUGUAUUAUAAAGUUUGGGUUUAUGAA
Messenger RNA from Malus domestica (apple), 1575 nucleotides. RefSeq names its product aluminum-activated malate transporter 2-like. Gene Ontology annotation, cellular component: plant-type vacuole membrane. Gene Ontology annotation, biological process: malate transport. The record is from RefSeq and is a predicted model, not a curated record. NCBI's taxonomy places the organism in Eukaryota, Viridiplantae, Streptophyta, Magnoliopsida, Rosales, Rosaceae.